UAAUGGGGAAUUAAAGCAGGGCACGGAAGAAUCGCAUGGGUGUGCUAGGAUUGAUGAUCAAUGCUGGCUUUGUUUUGAAAACGGGCAUGUUUACAAUUGACGAUCGCUUUUAUUACAACCUAUUGUAGAACUUUAGCGAAUUCCUCGAUGGGCGAUGGAUAAAAUUGCCCCAGACCGGGUAAUGCAAUGCGACUUUGCAUUUUGAUUUAUAUGGGAGUUUGGGUGAAUGUAGUGAAUGAUCAAGCGUUUUGAUUUAAAGCUCAUCUUUACGUACACACUGUGAGUACAAAUCCAUGGAUUAUAUAAAUCCUAUGCAGAACAAGAGAAGGCGCAGUGGAGAGAUUGAACAAUGGCUCAAACAGUCGAAAAGGCUGUGCAAUGGACUAGGAGGCUGUGGUCAGGUUGAAUAUAGUGGGGUGAUAGAAACUCCAAUGGACACGUGGGAUCCCCCAAAUCAAGGCCCUCAAAAUGGACAUGGUGCCAAUGGCCACGUCCCUGGCUUGGUUUUAGGAGCUCCAGGACGUGGUGCAGGACAGUUUUGCCCCAGGUGUAUGGCAGGUGAACCUGGCCAUAUAAACCACAUCAUGAGGUAUUGAUCGGUAGGGCUGAUGACUGCUGCUGGUGAAUUGACUGAAUAACUGGGAAAGAAAAGGGUCGACACAGGGAAGCAAUCCACGCUGUAGUGUGUGUUUCCUGUAUAGUUUGUGCCUUUCACAUGUAUUUUCCAAACCCUUGUCUAGUAGCGUUUUGUAGAUAUAUGAGUUUACAGUACCAUAAACGCUCCAGGAACAUGAUGGGAAAAGCAAUGAUGUUUGCAUUAAACCGAAGUGAAUUGAAGCGUUUGUACAACUUCAGAAAAGUUGUAUUGUAUAAUUUUUUUUGCACUGUGCUGCUUGGCAAACAUGAUCAUUUUUCCAGUCCGAUUGGUUGUUUUUUUAAAUAACUCUUGUUAAUCCACUGUCAUCAAAAUGAAUGCGAAAUGACACUGUUUAAAAUAUAUUAAUAAUAUUUUUAUAGAUUAUUUUUCUAAAAACUGUAAUGAUGGUGUUUAGAGUAUUAAAUACAUGUUAAUUCCAGUGUAGAUUUUUUUGUUGUUGAAUAUUUGAGCGUUUGUGUAUUAAUUUGGUGGGUCAUUAUAUGUCUGUACCUUAACAAAGCAUGUAGCCUAUGUUAACAUCGCAAUCACAACUCUGUCGUUUUGAUGUUUUAUCCUUAUUAGUUUCCUUUAAGAAUUCCUAGAAAAACAUUUAAAUGUUUAAUAAUUAAUAUUGAUGUCACCUUUUUUGAUACCAAUGCAGCAUAUUUGACAUAAAGUAAAAUUUGAGAGAAGCUUUGGUUUUGUGUUUUCUGAUGGGUGGCAC
Molecule: messenger RNA, 1361 nt
Organism: Triplophysa rosa
Lineage: Eukaryota; Metazoa; Chordata; Actinopteri; Cypriniformes; Nemacheilidae
Exons: 4
Coding region: 294-596 (100 amino acids)
Source: RefSeq, a predicted model, not a curated record